ACAGGCGACCAUGCCCCGCCCCGCGAGCAACGUUUGGAUUCACUUCCGGCGCGAUGAAGUCGGGAAGCGGGCCAUCUGCAAGUACUGCCACCACAACAUGGUGAGCCUCGUCACGCGCAUGCGCCACCACCUCGCCAAGCGCUGCACGGACGUCCCGCCCUCGAUCCGCGCCGACAUCAUUACGGGCGAAGAGGCGCUCGGCGCCGCCAAGCAGGCGUCGGCCAUGGGCCUGCACGCGGCCGACGCGCUGAGCCUCCACAACGCGGCGCAGUUUGCCAACAUGACGACGCAGUACAAGCCGGCCAUGAUGAAGCGCGAUGCGCCGCCGGCCGACCCGAAGAACAAGAAGCCGCGCAAGGCACUGCCGCCCGCGAGCAACCCGGCGCUCGAGCGCCACGACAUGCAAAGCUACCUGGCCAAAGCGAUCUUUGGCGCCGGGCUGCCUGUCUCGGUCAUCGACCAUCCGUGCUUUACAGGCCUCAUGAAGCGCAUGUACCCGCUGUACCAGAGCCCGGGCAAUGCGGUCUUGACGACGACGCUCCUCGACAACGAGUUCCACGCCAUGUCGUCGCAGGUGCGCGCGGACGUGGCCGAGACGGUCUUUCUCUGCCUCGGCGUCGAGAGCUGGUCCUUUGCGAGCAACCGGUCGGUCAUCUCGUACUCGGUGCACUCGCCGACGCCGGCCGUGUACGCGAUUGAAAACACACGCGAAGCGCCGCAUGUGCCCAUGAUGCUUUUCGAGCACAUGGAAGCGACGAUCAAUGCGAUUGGCAUCGAGAAGGUCGCAACGAUCGUCGCCGACAUCAGCGUCAACAUGAAGCAAGCGUGCGACGUGCUCCAGGCGAAAUUCACACACCUCACGAUCCUCCCGUCGUGCGCCCAUGCGAUGGAGGCGCUCGUCGCCGAAGUGCUGUCGCUGCCGACGUUCCAGCCGCUCCUGCGGGUCUGCAGUACGGUCGCGACCUUUAUCACGUCCAACCACGUGCCCCGUGCGAGCUUCACGCGCGUCGCGUCCGACAUGCACCUCGACUCGUUUGGGCUCGUGACCGCCGGCUCCGACCCCGCGUCGCUCCUCGCGUGCGUCUAUAGCAUUGAGAAGCACCGCCACAUUUUCGAGAUGCUGCUCGGCGAAGACCUCGGCGCGCUGGACGGCUUGGACGAGAGCGUCAAGGAGAAGCUCCUCACGCUUUCGUGGUGGGCGCAGCUCGCGCAGUUCAAGGCCCUCCUGUCGCCGUUCGUGGAUGUGCUUGCGGUCUUCGACGACGACUACCCGUCGCUGAGUACGUUCUACCACGCGUUCACGCUGCUCUGGACGCACUUGCAGACGCACCCGUCCGUCCCACUCGACGUGACGCGCGUCGUCAACAAGCACUGGCACGCGAUGCGGCACCCGGCCAUGUACACAGCGUACCUUCUGGACCCGCGCUUCCCGCCGUCGUCGCUCGGCAACGACGAGACGAACGAAGCGUUUGCGUUCCUCAAGCAGCUCUCGUCGCCCGCGAUGUUUUCGAGCUUGAUCUCGGAGCUCACGCGCUACACGGGCCGCGUCGGUGUCUUCGCCGACGACGCGGUGUGGGCCUCGGCCAAAGAGUGCUCGCCGUUGCACUGGUGGAAGGGCUUCAUCGGCAGCUCGUGCCCGAACCUCCAAGUCAUUGCGAUCCGCGUGCUCUGCUUCCCGGCCACGUCGGGCAUCACGCACGAGAAGCGCGCGGUGUUGGACCGCAUUCACCUGCAGAACCGGCACUUGAUGAACGAAGAGCAAGCGUGCAAGGCCGCGUUCGUGUACCUCAACUCGAACGUCGGCGCGCGGCCCGUCGGUGACACGAUCUUUUUGUAGUUUGUAUGAUGUUGUAUGGAAAACCCCUUGGAUAGCCA
Molecule: messenger RNA, 1875 nt
Organism: Saprolegnia parasitica CBS 223.65
Lineage: Eukaryota; Oomycota; Saprolegniomycetes; Saprolegniales; Saprolegniaceae
Exons: 1
Coding region: 11-1837 (608 amino acids)
Molecular function (GO): DNA binding; protein dimerization activity
Source: RefSeq, a predicted model, not a curated record